CCCGCGCGAGGCGUCGCGCAUUAUAUUUUUUCCUUCUUCCUCCUUCAUUUGGUCGUCGGUGUUUGUGCAGUGAACAUUGUUGUACGUUGUGCGUAACACGUGCUUAUAAUUAUUUCUUUAUAAUUUAAAAGUAUCCCCUAAAACUAAUUUACACAAUGGCAGACGCAGCAGUUGAGAAAAAUGACGUCGCACCUGAGGAGGUAACCUCUACUGAGGCUAAAGACUCGCCAGUCAAGAAAUCUCCCGCCAAAAAGGUCGCAGAGGCACCUGAAAGCAAUGGCAAGGAGGAGAAUGGCAGCGAAGCCCCAGAGGACGCGCCUGCUGAGAACGGUGACGCCGAAGAGAGCAACGACGCCACUGAGAAUGGCGAUGCUACAGAAAAGAAAGAAGCUGGAGUGAAGAGGAAAUCAAUCUCCACGGAUAAUGGUGAUGUGGAAAAGACCACACCUGAGAAGAAGGCGAAAGUAGCAGAAGAGGCGCCCCCUGCAGAAGCUGAGGAGGCGGCUGCUUAAGAAUUCUAACCAAACUACCUCGCUUGGUUUACUGCAAUGCAACAAUGUUCAUUAGGGCUCAACUCAACCCUAAUACAUAUCUACAUAUACAAUACCAAACUAUUUAACUACUUGGACUUCCUAACAUGCCAAAAUUUACAGACAAUAGAUGAUAUAAUAUAAUAGACUGCCCAAACACACAUACAGGUAUUAUGUUGUGUGUAGUUACCUACAAACUUUUAGUUCCCCAGACACUUAGGGAGUCUUAGUAGUUCCUACCCACACUUAUUUGUUUAACAAUAACUUGUACAAUAAGGAGUUGAGCUCUUUUGUGACCGCACUUAUGUUUAGGUUUAUAAUACUUUAUGUAUUAAAUCUUACCUGUGAAGUACCUGUAAAUUGUAAAUUUAAUGUUACUGUCAGUGGCGACUGGAGUGUGCAUCGCAGUGAACUGAACAUCAUUGCACGAGUCGGUUUAGGUGUUGUAUGCUGUUUUUGAGUAUUGGUGUCUAUCUCAACGGACUAGUAGCGGUGGAUUAUUGAAUUGAUGAAAGUAAAAUGUAUCAGUUUACAUAUUACGCCAGUAAUGUACUGCCAAAGUAAUUCACAAAGUGUGAAAUCAAUUCACAAUCCGUUCUGUGAACGACGCGUUUUAUAAAACAGCUUCCGAAAAACAAGGAUUUUAGAUAAAAAUAAGAUUAAUUAAAGUUAGAUAAUUAAUUCAGUUGUAAAUUUAAGUUAGCAGGUAAAUAACGCACAUUUUUUGUAUUUCAUAGGCAUUAUUACUUAACCAUUUGAACAUUCCUUUGACAUUUUGGUUACGGUUUGCACUGUGAACGAAGUACAUAACUUCUUCGCGAGUCGGACGGAGUUUUGGUUUUUAUUAUGCAUAUAUGACUUGUACCAGUGUUUAUUUUACGCUUAAAAUUCCAACCGGUGCGCUGGGAAGACCAGUUAUUAAAACAAUUGUUCACAUUGUAACACUAAUUUUAAGAAUUUGGAAUUUAAUUAAAGUUCAAAGUUGACAAAUAAGGUGAUAGUUCAUAUUGACUUAACUUUUGUGUGCUAAUUUUUUUGUUUGUAAUUUCUAUGGACAACUUUAUUUUUCUUAUAUCCUGUUUUUCUAAUUUAUUUUCUUAUAAUUUGUGAUAGUAACAGACCUCGAAUGUAAGAUAACCCUUGUGGAAACGAAUCUUCAUACUGUCGAGUAAGUAACAUUGUGUUCUUGCUGAUAUAAUAUUGUAUUAAAGUUGUGACUAACUCUUUCAGAUU
Spodoptera exigua (beet armyworm) is the source of this 1763-nucleotide messenger RNA. The record is from the annotation of a GenBank genome assembly. NCBI's taxonomy places the organism in Eukaryota, Metazoa, Arthropoda, Insecta, Lepidoptera, Noctuidae.